Bactrocera tryoni is the source of this 870-nucleotide messenger RNA. Its product is annotated as cytidine deaminase-like. Gene Ontology annotation, molecular function: cytidine deaminase activity; zinc ion binding. Bases 152 to 649 code for a protein of 165 amino acids. The transcript is spliced from 2 exons. Gene Ontology annotation, cellular component: cytosol. The record is from RefSeq and is a predicted model, not a curated record. NCBI's taxonomy places the organism in Eukaryota, Metazoa, Arthropoda, Insecta, Diptera, Tephritidae.
GAAACAAAAUACAAAUCAUUCAGUUGGUGAUCAUACUUUGAGGAGAAUAUACGCAACGCACACCAGCCUCGUUGAUUUUCAAAGUUUGUGCGAAAUUGUGCUCUUGAAAUUUUAAAAUAGAUAUUGAAUAAUAUAUCAACUUUUCCAUAAAAUGGACAUAUACCAGGUGACGGGUUUGAAGAAACCAGAAUUUGUUGAGCACAUCGAAAAAUACGGUGAUUUGGAUGAACCUACUAAAGAACUGAUACAAGCAGCGAUUGCAGUCCAGAAGCACGCCUAUGUACAAUACAGUAACUUCUACGUUGGUGCUGCUUUCCGCACGAAAGACAAUCGCAUCUUUGCAGGUUGUAAUAUUGAAAACGCCAGUUUCACGCCCACAUCGUGUGCUGAACGCACCGCCAUCAGCAAAGCCGUUUCUGAGGGAUACCUCGAGUUUGUUGCAGGUGCAGUGGUCGCUUAUCAAGAGGACGCCUUCACAACGCCGUGCGGCGUGUGUCGACAAUUUAUAAUGGAGUUUGCGCCUAACGAUAUACCACUAUUCAUUACAAAAUCGCAAGUCAAUGUUACGAAGUCUGACGAAGAUCUGGUGCUGUCGACAUCCAUCUAUAAUCUGCUGCCUCAUGGAUUUCGCACGUAUAAAAAGAAUUGAUUAAUUACAUAAUCGGAAGACAAAUAUUUUAAUCAAUAGUUACUCUUUAAUCAUAUCAAACUAUGGACCUCACUUAUACCGUUAUUGCAGGCAAUAGUAAUGGUUUAAUGUAUACAUACAUAUGUAUGUAUGUAUAUUUAAUUAGAAACUGGCAAUAGCAAAUAGUUUAGAUGAAGUGUAAUUUUGUACUAAUCAUAAAUACACAUAAAUGUUUAAUUUUA